AUGGAAAAACUAUGUAUUCGUUCAUAUAUAAAAACUCGUUGGUUAUUAGGUUUAACUGUUACACAAAUUCAUGAUGAAUUAACUGCUGCUUAUGGUCAAGAAGAUGAUCCUCGAUCUAGUCGUCCGUUAUCCGUCAUUACACGACAAAAUAUUGAUGCUGUCCAGAACCUGGUGAAUGAUGAUCCACAUAUUAGUAUUGAUUAUAUUGCUACCAUCUUAGAUAUAUCACAUGGUAGUGUAGAUACUAUUCUCAAGCAAUAUCUUGGCUUAAGAAAAAUAUUGUCAAGAUGGGUACCUCAUCAACUCAAUCAACAACAACGAAAACGAUGUAUUGAUAUUUGUAUUGAAAAUUUACAGAAAUUUGAAAGUGGUGCCUGGCGAUUAUGUGAUAUUGUUACAGGCGAUGAAAGUUGCUUUUAUCAUCGAAAAAUUUAA
Messenger RNA from Rotaria sp. Silwood1, 435 nucleotides. The record is from the annotation of a GenBank genome assembly. NCBI's taxonomy places the organism in Eukaryota, Metazoa, Rotifera, Eurotatoria, Philodinida, Philodinidae.